AUGACUGACCAACCAGAAAUUCAUAAUCAGGAAGUUGAAUUAAAAACAAUUUAUAAGGAACAAGCAGUUCAGAUUUUAUCAACCGAUUCAGACUCGAAUACUUUUGUGUUAAAUAGGGAGGCUUUGCACACGAUUGUGGAGAGGAUUCCUCCUGAUAUUCCGGUGUCUGUUGUCUCUGUCGUGGGUGCAUUCCGUAGUGGCAAAUCCUUUCUUCUUGAUUUCUUUCUUCGCUAUUUGCGUGCUACGAAUUCUGGCGAGAUUCACGGCCGUACGCAAAUUGGCAGCAUUCCUGAGUGGAUGCACUACGGAGGGUCAAUUCUGGAGGGCAGCAUGUCUGCAAAGGACGAAGACGAGCCCUACGACGGUUUCUCUUACAAAGGCGGCAGCGAUCGCAACACGGAGGGCAUCUGGCUCUGGAGCGAGCCGUUCGUAAUUUCAUCUUCUGCCGUUCCCGAAGGCCGCGUCUGCGUUCUCCUCAUGGACACUCAAGGCAUGUUCGACUGCCUGACCGGGCAGAUGCUGACCACGAGCAUCUUCGGCAUGAGCACUCUGCUUUCCUCCUAUCAAAUCUACAACGUCGAGAAGCGACUUCAAGAAGACCACCUCCAGAACCUCGCUCUCUUCUCAGAGUACAGUCGCGUUGUUUUCAACGGAGAUUCCUCUCCCGCCCUCGCACAACGCCUCUCUCCCCACGGAUUCGACUCUCCACGCCAGCCCACGACGCCGGGCUCGCCGGUGCCCUCGUUUCUAGAGGCGAUCGACCGCUCGGAAUCGGAGAAAUCGCUGCGGAAGCGCGAAGCGCCGUUCCAGCAGCUCGACUUUUUGGUUCGCGACUGGCAGAAUUUCCGCGACGAGGAGAGCGUGGAGGCGUGUUUGGAGGAGAUGGAGGCGUACAAGACGCAGCUGUUCGCGCCGCGCGGCACGGCGGAUCUGCGGGAGACGCGGGAGCAAAUCGAGUUUUGUUAUCAGAACGUGGACGUGUUCUGUCUGCCGCAUCCCGGCACGCCGGUCACGCGGAUGAACUUCUCGGGGAAUAUCCGCGAGGUGGAGCCCUCCUUCCUCUCGCUGCUGGGGCUGUACAUCGAGCACAUCUUCGCCACGCGGCUGCAGCCGAAGAUCAUCAACCACGCGCCGCUGUAUGCCGCGGAUUUCGAGGAAUAUGCGAUCGCGUACGGAGAACUCUUCGCGGAGGGGUCGCUCUUCCCGCAGGCACUCACCAUUCUCGGCGCCACGGCGAAGGUGAAUAGCAGCAACGCCAUGCGCGGCGCGGUGGAGCUCUACAAAGCGCUGAUGCGAGUGAAAGUCAACGCCGAAUACGGCUUCCUGAGGAAGGAGGCGUUCGAGCAGCUGCACAAGGACGCGCUGGGACAGGCGGUGGAGAUGUAUGAGAAGAGAGCGACGAUUGGGAGGAAGGAGAUCGUGGAUGAGUAUCGACGGAUGAUGAUGAACGCGAUCGAUGUGGCCAGAGAGGGAUUAUGGGACGAAAACAUGACUCGUGACCCGCUGGCGCUGGUUUCGGCGUAUAUUGUACCUUGCGUUAUCGUAGUGAUCGCCUAUGCGUUCAAAGUACUCAUCUCCUCUAUUUGUGGACCCUGGUCUUCCACAUGUCGUACUACUAGUGAUUUCUUUGGUUCGUUCAUUGCGUUCGUGAUCAUCUCGAUCGUCCUGAGCAAUUGGCGGAACUUCGGCUACUUCUAUAGUGUGCUUUUAGGGGUAUUCCAAACACUGAACAAGAGCACCUCCAAGAAGGAAGACUAAAAGCAGGGA
Molecule: messenger RNA, 1767 nt
Organism: Blastocystis hominis
Lineage: Eukaryota; Bigyra; Opalinata; Blastocystidae
Exons: 9
Coding region: 1-1758 (585 amino acids)
Molecular function (GO): GTPase activity; GTP binding
Source: RefSeq, a predicted model, not a curated record